Molecule: messenger RNA, 440 nt
Organism: Paramecium sonneborni
Lineage: Eukaryota; Ciliophora; Oligohymenophorea; Peniculida; Parameciidae
Source: the annotation of a GenBank genome assembly
AUGAUAAUUAUUGAUAUAAUAAAGGAGAGAGUUUCAGACAUAUAAAACAUUUACAAUAACACAAUGGCAAUAAAAUAAAUUAGUAAUAAUGAAUAUAAAGUAGAGUAUAGAGAGAAGGUUCGUUAAAUGUAAGAGACUGAUAUAAUGAGUACACUAUUUUAAUAUCGUAAAUUGACACAAUCAGAUUUAGCUCAAUUCCAAGAAGGAGCAAAAUAAAUAUUUAAAAUAAUUGCACCAGGAUUUGAUGUACACGAAUACAUUAGUUAAGACACGAUUUGCAGAAAUCACUCUUACUUCUACGAGUAAAGUGUUUAUAGAGUUGUACUUACACUUUGGUUUCGUAUAAAAAAGUGACACUUUGUACAAUGAAUUAUUACAUAGUUCGAAAUAGUAGAUAUUUUUAUGUCUUAUUCAACAUUUAAUAGAUCUGACCAAAAUUG